Molecule: messenger RNA, 771 nt
Organism: Corticium candelabrum
Lineage: Eukaryota; Metazoa; Porifera; Homoscleromorpha; Homosclerophorida; Plakinidae
Exons: 4
Coding region: 78-611 (177 amino acids)
Source: RefSeq, a predicted model, not a curated record
CACCGAAUCGCGCACUAUCACACCCGGACAGAGAUCACUCUCGAUUAAGCCGCUUGCAAGUGCGAGAACGACAGGCGAUGGGCGGUAAAACGUCAAAAAUUGUGAGAAGGAAGAGGCAGCUCGAGGAGCCGAAAACGACGGGCCGCUUUGAAGUUAGAGCGAUGGGCAACGGGUUUCACACCGACUGUCGUGUGGAGAAUUCGGAUUUCGAAUUGGUCGUGGCCGAACCGGCGGAGAAGGGGGGAUCUGGUAAAGGUCCCAAUCCCAUGCAGUAUCUGGUCGUGUCUCUCACAAGUUGUCAUCAGGAGACUGCAGCAGUGAUUGCCAAAGAGAAAGGCAUCAAGAAGUGGGGGCCAGUCACAUUUCACACAAAAUUCGAGCUAAACACCGAUGGUUUCCUCGGUCUUGCCAAGAAGUCUCUGCCUGCUUACAAUGUCUUUCGUCACGUGCUACUGGAUGCAGAGGUGGUGGCUGAUGUAGAUCAGAGUAUUAUCGAUGAGGUGUAUGAAGGGGUUAAGAGUCGAUGCCCAAUACGAGCUCUCUUCGAAUCAGCCGGUGUCAUAAUAGAAGGAGAAUGGAGAAAGAAUGUAGACAUUAUGGAGAAUAGUUAGAUUGCAUGGAAUGACGUGGACACGUUAACACAGGUUAUGCAAUAAUUAAUUGUUUUAAUUUAGCACACCAUGGAAUGACUUGGACAUGUUAACACGUUAUGUAUUAAUUAAUUGUAUUAAUUUAGCACACCAAGUUAUUAGCCUUGGUAGCUAGGAUGAA